Molecule: messenger RNA, 1623 nt
Organism: Vidua chalybeata
Lineage: Eukaryota; Metazoa; Chordata; Aves; Passeriformes; Viduidae
Gene: GPR39
Product: G protein-coupled receptor 39
Exons: 4
Coding region: 142-1623 (493 amino acids)
Biological process (GO): G protein-coupled receptor signaling pathway
Cellular component (GO): membrane
Molecular function (GO): G protein-coupled receptor activity
Source: RefSeq, a predicted model, not a curated record
CUGGUUGAGACACACUCAUUAUACCUGACUGCUCGGACAUGUGUGGCUCGGGGAGAGGGGCAAAGUGAGGACGGGUCUGUUUGCUGAGAGCUUGAAAGUUGGAGAGGGCAGGAGAGCACAUCCUCUACCCUGGGACUGCUCAUGGCAGGAGAGACACCCACCUCAGACUGUUCUCUUCUCAUUGACCACAGCCAUGUCCCGGAGUUUGAGGUGGCUCUGUGGGUCAAGAUCACCUUGGCCUUAAUCUAUAUCUGCAUCUUUGUCGCGGGCCUCUUGGGCAACAGCAUCACCAUCAAAGUCACCAGGAUCCUGCAGAGGAAAGGCUACCUGCAGAAGGAGGUCACUGACCACAUGGUGAGCCUGGCCUGCUCUGACCUGCUGGUCAUCCUGCUGGGCAUGCCUGUGGAAUUCUUCAGUGCCAUCUGGAGCCCCUUUUCUACCCCCAAUGGCAACAUUGCCUGCAAGCUCUACUACUUCCUCUUUGAAGCCUGCAGCUAUGCCACCGUGCUGCACGUGGCCACGCUCAGCUUUGAGAGGUACGUGGCCAUCUGCCACCCCUUCAGGUUCAAGGCUGUGUCUGGACCCCGCACGGUGAAGCUGCUCAUUGCCUUUGUCUGGGGCACAUCUGUCAUUGUGGCUCUGCCCCUGCUCUUUGCCAUGGGCACAGAAUAUCCCCUGGAGAUCAUUGAGGGCUACGAGAGAAAGAGUUCCUGUGUCAAACCUACUCCCAGGCACUACAUUCCUGAGCUGAAGCACAACAUGACCAUCUGCACCUGCCUCUCCUCCAAGUGGUCUCUGUUUCAAGCCAGCAUCUUCAGCGCCUUUGCUGUGUACAUCGUCGUGCUGGGAUCUGUCACCUUCAUGUGCCACAGCAUGAUGCAAGCCCUGAUGAUCCACAAGAAAGGGACAGUGGCAGUGAAGGGUGGACUACAGCACCAGGAGCAGUACCUAAGGAAAAGUGAAAGUUCGGAGGGCAAGAGCUCCAGGAGACAGAUCACUUUAUUCCUGGGCACAGAAGACUUGAUUUCAUUAACUUGGGAUGCAGCCAUACCCAUCUUUCAUGCAAAUGGAAAAUACCUUUCCUUCUUUAGCAAUCAAGGACUGAUCAUUGCCACUCUGGCGGUUUGCUGGAUGCCAAACCAGGUCAGAAGGAUCAUGGCUGCUGCUAAACCAAAGCAGGACUGGACCGUCCCCUACUUCAGAGCCUACAUCACCCUCCUUCCCAUCGCCGACAUCUUCUUCUACCUCAGCUCGGUGGUGAACCCGCUGCUGUACAACGUCUCCUCUCGGCAGUUCCGCAGCGUGUUCCUGCAGGUCCUGCGCUGCCGCCUCACCCUGCAGCACGCCAACAGGGAGAAGUUCCUCAGGGCCAACCAGAGCUCCGGGGCGCGGAGCAGCCGCUCCCUGCGCCCGCUGCUCUUCACGUCCUCCAGGCGCGGGUCUUCCACCAAGGGCAACACCAAAGUUGUCCUGAGCACCUUCCAGAAGGAGCCCACGCCCAGCUGCAGCCCGCGGGAGCCGGGUCCUGCACCACCAGAUCCCAGCUUGGAAACGGCGCCCCUCGAGACCGGCUCAGAGCCCGGCCAGGGCGCACAGAACGGCCUUUGUGAACACCAAGUAUGA